This is a messenger RNA of Salarias fasciatus (jewelled blenny), 4915 nucleotides long. It is a transcript of the gene ltbp3, whose product is annotated as latent transforming growth factor beta binding protein 3. The transcript is spliced from 29 exons. The record is from RefSeq and is a predicted model, not a curated record. NCBI's taxonomy places the organism in Eukaryota, Metazoa, Chordata, Actinopteri, Blenniiformes, Blenniidae. Bases 347 to 4087 code for a protein of 1246 amino acids. Gene Ontology annotation, molecular function: calcium ion binding.
CAUACGCACUCUCCCCAAAGCAACAGGCGAGAAGUUAGAAGAGGCAGAAAGAGGGGGGAAAAAAGCGACCUGAACUUCAGCAAACUUGCGGAAAGAGGAGCUGCCACAAAGAUGCCAGACGUGCGGGCUUUGCAGACGGAUCCGUGCUUCACGCGCAGGGAGUGAGGUUUUUUUUUUUUUUUUUCCUCCCUUCCUUCCUCCAGGAGAAAACAGGAGGGCAGGACGCGCUGCUUUCUUUCUUUUCCUUCGCAUGAGACGUCAAAAAGUUGUCUGGGCGAACGAAGCCGAAGCCCCUGUAGCUUUGGGGGGCGUGUGAUCUCCGUGCGGGGCCGUGCGGGAUGCCAGGAUGCCCCCGCUGAUCCCCCAUCUGCUCCUCAUCUGGCUGAGCGUCCAGCGGCCGGCGUGGUGCGCGGAGCGCGCGUCCGCCCGCGAGCGCUUCAAGGUGGUCAUCGCGCCGCUCAUCUGCAAGCGGAUCUGCCUGAAGGGGCAGUGCCAGGAUACCUGCGAGCAAGGCAACAACACCACGCUGAUCGCGGAGAACGGCCAGCGCGCCGACACGCUGACCGGACAGGGCUUCAGGGUCGUCGUGUGUCCUCUGACAUGCAUGAACGGGGGCGUCUGCAGCUCCAGGAAGCACUGCCUGUGUCCGGCCGGCUUCACCGGGCGGCUCUGCCAGUUCCCGCUCCACCAGAUGCAGCAGGCCCAGGCGGCGCGGGGCAACAAGCAGCCGGUGUACCCCGAGCACCUGAAGCCAGACGGCCUCAAGCUGGUGGAGCAGACCGGAAUAACGCGCACGCAGAUGACGCAGACGCGCUCCAUCUUCACGCUCCCCCUGUCCACGAUGGGGCACCACUCGUCCGAUGCGCAGUUCGAGGUACGUGUCCACCACACUCCGGACACGUCUGUCGUCAUCCAGCCUCUGGACUCUUCAGACAUGAAACCGCCUCGCAAGAUAGGGCAGCGCCCCGUCCCGCCAAGUCACAAACCCAAAGGCCGCUGCUUCCAGGAGACCACGCCCAAACAAGCUUGCAACAGCACCCCGCUUCCCGUUCUGACCAAUCAGGAGGACUGCUGUGGCAGCGUGGGAAAUUCAUGGGGGCAGAACAAAUGUUAUCAGUGCCCCAAGCUACCAAAUGCUUCAGUCAAACAGACCAUUGUGGAGGAUUACGGCUCCACCUGUCCUCAAGGCUAUAAGAGAUUCAACAGCACCCACUGUCAAGACAUCAAUGAGUGCUCCCUGCAGGGAGUCUGUCAGAACGGAGACUGUCUAAACACUCUGGGGAGUUUCAGAUGUUCCUGCAAGUCCGGUUUUGUCCUGGAGAGGAACCGAUGUGUCGAGCCCCCGGCGGAGCUGGCUCAGUGCUUCCUGAUGGCCUCGGAGUCGCGGGGCUGCGAGCACCCGCUGCCCACGCACCUCACGCAGAAGAUGUGCUGCUGCACGGUGGGCAUCGCCUGGGGCCGCAACUGUGAGAGCUGCCCUCAGGAGGGCACAGUGGCUUUCAGUCAGAUCUGUCCAGCUGGGAAAGGCUACUUCCUCAAACACAUAAGAGAAACCGUGGCCUUCCCUCCCAUAUUUUUCCCAAGCAAACCGGACAAGGAGGAGCUGGAGCGGGUGGAGAGGCCUCCAGAGACGACGACACGUGUGCAGCAGACUCCCACCAGCACCCACAGCCCCCGUGUUCCCGUGAUUAAAUCCACCCCUCCUACAAUCAUCCGGAUGACGGCAGGCAACGACCCCUUAGAAACGCAAACCAAAGUCAUUCACACAGACGAAUGCAGACUAAACAUCUGUGGCCACGGCGAGUGUGAGAACAGCGUGAACGGCCACAUCUGCCACUGUCACCCCGGCUACCAUCUCAACCGGCAGAGGAACGUCUGUGAGGACGAUAACGAGUGUGCGUCCGAGCCGUGCGGCCACGGCAGAGGGCAGUGCGUCAACACAGACGGAGGCUACAAGUGCGAGUGUCGGUCCGGCUAUAAAGACACGGUGCAGCUCGGCAGGCGCGUGUCCAAGUGCAUCGACGUGAACGAGUGCUCCAAGCAAGACAUCUGCGGUGCGGGAGGCCAUUGUGUCAACUUACCCGGGUCUUAUAAAUGCGAAUGUCACAGCGGCUUCAGGAGCAAGUCCCACCGUCACCCUGCCUGUGAUGAUAUAAAUGAGUGUUUGAAUCCCAACACUUGUCCCAACGAGCAGUGUGAGAACACACCAGGGUCGUAUGAGUGUGUCCCUUGCCUGCCUGGUCAUGAGGCCCGAGCUGGCACCUGCUACGACAUUAAUGAGUGUCAGAAGCCUGGCAUCUGCCCGAACGGGCGCUGUGAGAACCUCCCCGGUACUUACCGCUGCUUGUGCAACGAGGGCUUCCUGCCAUCUGCGGACAGUAAAGGCUGCAGUGACAUAGAUGAGUGUGAGGACGUCCGGCUUUGUGCCUACGGCCGCUGCAUCAACACAGACGGCUCCUUCAAGUGCCACUGCUACCCAGGAUACCAGCGCACGCAGGAGGGCAGUCACUGUGAGGACAUCAAUGAGUGUGAAAGACCGUCGAACUGCGUGAAGGGCCGCUGUAUCAACAACAUGGGCUCGUACCACUGCGAGUGCCAGAAAGGGUUCACACUGGUCAGAGGCCGGGAAUGCCAAGACAUAGACGAAUGCGCCACAGACAGGAGUCUCUGCCAGCCCUUCGGCUCUUGUGAGAACAGAGCGGGCUCAUAUGUGUGCGUCUGCAAUCACGGUUACGUCCUCUCCGAGGACAAACACAGCUGUGAAGCAGUCCGAGUGCUGACGGACGAGAAGAAGGAGUGCUACCUCAACCUGGACGACACGGUGUUCUGCGACAGCGUCCUGGCCACCAACGUCACCAAGCAGGAGUGCUGCUGCUCCAUCGGGGUCGGCUGGGGAGACCACUGCGAGAUCUACCCCUGUCCUGUCUCCCACUCAGCUGAGUUCCACUUCCUCUGUCCAAACGGAGAAGGUCUUUACUACGAUGAAGGGAUCGCGUACAGUCUGCCCGCCUAUCUGGAUAUUGACGAGUGCUCUUUGUUUGCUGAUGAAAUCUGCAAGAAAGGCCGCUGUCAAAACACAUUUCCAGGCUACGAGUGCUACUGUCAACAAGGCUUCUACUACGACAGCAACCUCCUCGAGUGCAUCGAUGUAAACGAAUGCCACGAUGAGUCUCUGUGCACUAACGGUAGAUGCGUCAACACCGAGGGCUCCUUCUAUUGCAACUGUAACCGCCCCUGGACCCCAGACACCAAUAAGAAGAAGUGUGUGAUGGCAACGAUAUCAGAUGUGAAUGAAUGCGAGGACCCUGAGAACUGUAAGAACGGCCUGUGUGUGGACACUCCAGGUUCAUACUACUGCAUCUGCUCUCCGCCUUGGACCCUGGCUACUGACCGCAACAGCUGCGUGACCCCCGAGGAGCAGGCUGAUGUGAAUGAGUGCCAGGACCCCUCGUACUGUAAGAAUGGCAGGUGUGAGAACACGCCCGGCUCCUUUCACUGUUUUUGCGACCCUCCCCUCACCUUCAGUGCGGCGCUCAAACAGUGCGUCUAUGACGAUCGCACCGCGGCCCACAAGGACGUGUGCUUCCUGCAGGUUGACGAGGGUCUGAUUUGCAGCGAGCCCCGAAACGGCAUCGUGGUGACCUACUCAGAGUGCUGCUGUCACUACGGCCGCGGCUGGGGGCCCGAGUGCAACACCUGUCCGCCCCGCAACUCCGAGAUGUUCAGCCGCCUGUGUGAGAUGCAUCUCGAGACUGAGUCUGAUGGGGAGCAGGACUUUCUGGCAGCUUUCGCCAACUACAACCCCGGCGACAGCUCGGAGGAGGACUCGGAUGAAUGCAGCUGUGCAAACGGCCGCUGCGUUCGCUCCUACUUGGGAAUUAUGUGCGAAUGCAACGCAGGCUUCAGGCUAGACCACUCCCGCACCCGCUGCAUAGACAUCGACGAGUGCGGGGAACCCGGCGUCCGCGUCAGUCCCUGCAAGAACGCCCGCUGCGUGAACACCGCCGGCUCCUACAAGUGCUUCUGCAAACACGGCUUUGUGGCCACACGCAGGCCCAACGUGUGCGCCCGCCGCAGAACGCGGUAGCCUCGGGGCGCCGGCGCGGCACGCUCAAAACACGUGCACGUCUCUCUCUCUCUCGGCGUACAAACGUGGGACUGUGAGUACGCUGUUCACCCCAGAAAGAAAGAAAACUAAACAGAACGGGAGCCACGUCCUACCAAAGGCUCGCAUGAAACGUACAAAACAUAUCAUCAGCUCCUCUUUAACUCGCCGUGUCACACUUUAUAAGGUCAUCAGUACGGACUAAAAACACGUUUGUUUAUUUGCUAAACAUUUUUGUAAUUAUUGUUUUUUGUUUUUUUUUUUACUGUUUUUGUAGUUUAAUUUUAAUGUUGUUCAUCUUUGUCAUUUCAUGGAUCUUCUGUUGCUUUAAGCUAAAUUCAAAUGGCCAAUCUCAACCGUCCUCCUGUUUAAACGAGGAUGUGUGUCGGAGAUCUCUUCAGUGCUACUGUCCGUCCAACCGAAUCAAUAUCUGUACACCCACGAUCAAUUCUCCAAGAGACAGUAUUCACAUUUACAUUCCCACUUAAAUCCACGCAUUGGUUAUUUUAUUGUACAGUUUCGCUCCCCCACCCCUCCCCUGUUUGUUUGUUUGUUGAUGUAAGAUAUGAGAAACCUGAGGUCUUUGUAUAAUUUGACAUGUGCACCUAAGUGGACUUAAGCGAGACUUUAAAUAAUUAUGCACUUAGCAGUGAGCGUAGUGGGAAUAUUCGCUAAAUGUAGCUUACUCUGGGAAACCGAAACAUUUCCGUCUCUACUGUUGUAACUGCUGCAUCAAAGUAUCUAGAAAACCAAAGACGCUGUUGUGAUGAGAAGAAAUUAAUUAAAAAAAAAAAAUCAAAAUGUCUACAA